Molecule: messenger RNA, 417 nt
Organism: Fraxinus pennsylvanica
Lineage: Eukaryota; Viridiplantae; Streptophyta; Magnoliopsida; Lamiales; Oleaceae
Source: the annotation of a GenBank genome assembly
AUGGAAAAAGAAGAUGAGGAAUCUAGGCCAAAUGUUCUAACUUAUUUGGCAGUGAUAAAGGGUUUUGUUGAGAAAGGGAGAGUGAUGGAGGGGUUAGGGGUCUUGGAUCGAAUGGAGCAUUCAGGCCUUCAACCUAAUAGGGUGACAAUUACGGCUUUGAUUGAUGGCCUAUGCAAAGAGGGGCGUGUGGAGGUGGUUCAUAAAGUUAUUGAUAUAGUUAGCAGAGGUAGUGAACAGCAUGCUAUAGUCUUAAAGGGAUGGGUGCUAGAUAGAUUUGGUUUGCUCGAUUCACUUGAAGAGUCUGUACAUUUUCCUGCCAUCGAUUAUGACAUAUACUCAAUCAUAUUAGCUGGUCUUUGUGAAGAAAGCCAUUUGGUGAAAGUUGCAAAGCUUGCUAAUCUGAAGAAUUCAGCUUAA